AUGGCCCAUCAGGCAGAAAGACUACCGUGGCAAGCUUUGGCCUCCAUCUUCGACUUGAAGCCUACCAACCCCUGUCAACACGAUGCUCCCAACCUGCAUCCACGAGAUGAACCAGAGACAAGACAAAAGCUAUCUCAAUUUCUCGACGCAUUCAUCAAAAAUGCUUCUUUAGAUGCGCAACGAGAGCGCAAGAAGUACCCGGAGAAAUGCGAUCCUCUCGACGUUGGCGUCUUUUUAAAGAGCAUGACUGGCGAGGAUGAGGAUGAAGGUCCACGGGCGCAGUAUGACAACCCCCCAAAGGAACAUGUUAUUUUGACGGACGAAUUGGUCGACAAGAUCACACCAACAGUCCAACGGUGGUAUCCCAAGAACAAAGACGGUUCUGUGUCUUCAAAGUUUGAUCAGGGACUACAAUGUCCGCACAUCAAUGAUUCCGACAAGUGCGAGUGCGUGCUGCCGCGCAAAGAGCGUCAACUCGCAGCUUUCCAAAGAGACUACUAUCCCAACGACUGUUUUGAGUUUUACGGCCACAACGGCGAGGCAUAUCGCAAUUUGGAAUUUGUCAAAACACUAAUACUACUCGGAGAAAUGGAUCCAGUACUCCAGGUCUGCUCAACGGAUGAGUGUUAUUUGGCUAAAUGGUGGAACGCCGGUCCAUGCUAUUGUGAGGAUUUCACCCUGGGAUGGGAUAUGAUAUGCGACUAUGCUAUCAAGAUGUAUCUGACUCUCAAUAUCCUCUACUGUUUUCCGGAAACAUGGCAGACCGGCGACGGUUCACCUGUUGACGACUACCGUGGCCUCGCAUCAUACCAGAUGGCUAUCCGGCUUUGCACGCUCUCCUCAGGGUGUCAGGUCGCGACAUAUCCUCACAGAGACGUAUUUGGCAUUCAAGACAAGCAAUUCGACACCUAUCCAAAGCCAUUCGACAUGUCUCGGUGGAAGCAAUAUCUAAAGGUAGAUGAUUCAUUUGUGUCUCGGGCAGACUGGGACCUGGGUCCCGAGUUCGUCAAACCUUUGACCUACAAGCUGAAAUUCUACCCAUACGGACUAAUAACCUACGACGAGUUGCUUAACUUUGAGAAACCAGCCUCUUAUCAACCCCACACAAACGAUGUCUCUCAUGUCAGAUGGAUGCUGGGCCAAAAGGGUCUACCAACAGAGCUAGUCGACAGCAUUAUCACAACAGCCGGAUAUAGCCCUGGGCGAAGUUUGCCUGUCGACGGCAGACCGUUUCAUCCUGGAAACAAGGCCGAGCUGGACCGUUACCUUGAGGAAUGCUGGCAGCUCAUUGUCCGGUGUUUCAUGCUCGGUCGUGAACUAGAGAAUGAGGAUGUGGAUUUUGAGAAGCGCAUACGACGCCUGUUCAAGGCCUGCAUUCAGGAGGUCUUCAGAUGCGAUUGUAAUGGGAGUGUUGAGCUGUUUUAUAAUUUUGAUGGCCAGUUUUGA
Messenger RNA from Fusarium pseudograminearum CS3096, 1446 nucleotides. RefSeq lists its product as uncharacterized. NCBI's taxonomy places the organism in Eukaryota, Fungi, Ascomycota, Sordariomycetes, Hypocreales, Nectriaceae. The transcript has a single exon. Bases 1 to 1446 code for a protein of 481 amino acids. The record is from RefSeq and is a predicted model, not a curated record.